GCUGGAAGCGGCAAGACGGGAAAUAAGGGGUUUCUUUGAUCAAAACACCACAACACCACCACAACAUCAAAUCCUUUCCCCCCCAACGCUGGUCGACUCUGAAGCUGGUCUGUCCGGCCUAGCCCACCAUCAUUCGCGUUGCAUUGCACUGCAUUGUUCAUCGGAAAACCUACACUUCGGCCACCCCAACGGCCACAUCCUCCCGUCUCUUUGCUUUCGGCCUCACCUCACGGAUGCCAAACCGUCCAUAGCCGAGUUGCUUCUCUCGCGCUCUCUCUGUCACUCUGUGUCUGUGCCAGCCAAUGGUCCUCUCGUCCAGCAUCCCCCCCGUCACAACACCACACACAUACAUACACGCACACGCGCACGCCUACACAAGACAACGGGCACUUGUCUCAUCCACGCCCGGCUGGCAGCAUUCCUUUCACAAAGCAUAUCCGGCACCGCGAGACGGGCCUCCCAUCCCUCCCUUGGGACCCGAAGGACGCCAUUCAUCUGAUCUACUGUGCUCUGCUCUGGCCCGCGUCCAAGAUACAACCUCUUCUUCGUCCUUCCACAUCCUCGUCUUACGUCCUGCUCGCCCUGCAAUACUACAGCAACCCGUGACGACAACCUCAACUCUCAAAACCCAACCCAGCAGAGCCAAAAAUCUGCCUGUUCGACUGGCUACCUACUUGCAGCAGAACAGAUCAGAGUCGACUCUGGUCUGCUUCGACUAGUUCCUUGAACGACUUGCCCCUCGGCUCCGCUCUCCGUCCGCAUCCCUUCCCGGCUGUAUUCGCUCGCUCCCGAGAAACAAAAAUAAAAUACCUACACUGCAAUCUGCAUCCCGUCUAGAAAGAGGCCGGUUUACAUGCAACGGCAGUCGGGGUUACCCAGGCAUCUCGAAACCGCUGCGAGGUUGUCCUGCGUUAAGCUCUGACCCUGCACACACCCCUAGUUGGGCCGCCGGCCAGUUGUCUUUCCGUCGCAUUGCCCACCAUGUCGCAGCUUGCGCUCCAGACUCAGAGUGCCCAGGGCUCAACUUCAGAUCCUGAUGCUUCUGGUACGACUUCCUCGUCUGGACUUCCUGUUGACGCAGCCGCUUCUGCUUCUGCUUCGGCCGUUGCUUUUGCUGCUGCUGAUGCUGCUCCACGUCGUUCUGCUAUCGUCCCCGUUGCUCAUCAUCACCCUCGCCUCCCUCACCAAAAACAUCCUCUUCACCGGCUGCAGGUCGCAGACGUCUCCUCUUACUCCCCUUCUUCCAAGGAUGGCCCCACGACAGGCCUCUUGAUCCCAGCAUCCGAUCCUGCAAGCAUUAGCAACAACAGCACCACCACCGCCAAUACAAGCAUCGCUGCCGCUACCGCUGCCAGUCACACUCCUAGCAGUGCGACCAGCCCUCUUCUUACUCCAUCUCCAAGAUCCCCUCGGCGCCCGAUACCUAGUCCCCUCCACGAGAGUACCGCCAUUUCUUCGCCGACGAGCCCUUUCUCUCCUCGAUCGUCAUCUUUCUUCCCACCCGGGGCAAGAUUUCAUACCCACCGGUCUCGAACUGUCCCAGACAUAGUCACGACGCCAACCGACGACUUCCGCUCUCCAGUAGAUCUUUCGGGAGAACCGCAGACAUAUUACCAAAGCGAUUCGUCCUGCUCAUCCACGCCCGAACGCAGCACACUACGUCACAGUAGACCGAGAAUAUCACCGCUCCCUACGAAUGAUAACCGAAGCGCUUCCGAACCUGUUUUGAUAUCUAGGCCUCUCGCAGGCCCCCUCCGAUCUCCAAUGUCUUCUUCCGGAGGAUUGGCCGCUGCAUCGCGGGGCAAACAGAGCAAAGGAGCGCCGCGGAACUCCUCCAUGGACUCUGCUAUUUCAGCCAUCUCCACAAAGUCACAGCCGCACAGAGGCGCAGCUGGUAGUCAGUCUGAUCCCACAGACAUUGAGGGAUUGAUCAAGACUGCAGGCAGCCCGGAAGCGGUGAUCCAGUACCUGUUGAAAGAGAAGAACUCGCAAUCGCAACAGAACGCGCAGUUAUGGCGCUUGGUCGACAAGCAGAGGGCCAUGAUUUUGGGCCUCAACAAAGACUUGGAACGGGCCUUGAAAGACAAGGAGAAGUAUCGAAAGAAAUUGAAAGAAGUAAUGUCAAUACCGGAAUUGACAGGCGCAGACGGAUCGAAAACUAGCAGCAAGGUCCUCAAGAUGCCCGUUAGUAGAGGAAUACCGACAGUCGACGUCAGCGCUCCCAAGGAGCGACAAGUCGUUGCACCGGACUCGCCAACUCUAGACUCCGACAGCCAGAAGCACUCACCCGUGGAUAUGGCCAUGGCCCCCUACCCGAUUACACCUCCUGCAGACCAGCCCAACGGCCCUCCAUCAGCAGUUGGUGCUCUACUAGACCCAUCUCACGAGAUGCCCAAAGCACAUGAGCACGCUUACGAUCAGUACAACCAUGAUGCCGAGGAACAAGCAGCAGAAGCGGCACGGAGGGAGCAUGAGGACGAGCAAAUCAUGGACCUUCCCCUGAAUUUCGGUCUUCCGCCAUCCCGAAGCCUACCGAGCCAGCCGCCAAGCAUGCCUCCCCCUAAGCCUCCUGGAGUAUCAGAGCCAGCAUCGGCAGCCAGCGAGGGCAUUUCGCAGUUUCCUGCCCCACCACCGCGGAAACCUCCCCCGGCUCCUCUGCAGCUCCAGAGCCAAUCUCAACCAGCUGCUGAGGACGAUGACUCUGACUCCGACUUCGACGACAUUCUAGAGGUGGACGAAAUCCUCACUGAGCAACGCGGUCGCCGUAGAACACGUGAAGAGGACGACCAGGACCGGGAGAUCUUGGCCAUUCAAGAGGCGGAGAGGAGGAGCUUAUCCAAGAAGAGCGCAACGCAGAGUCAGACUACCUCACCGACUGAGGGCAUUCCUGAGGCCCCAACGGGCUUGCCACCAAGCCCCCCGAAGAGGAUGCAGCGUGAGAACAUCCCAGCUUCUCUAGGCUCAGUUCUGAAUGCAACCACUCUCGAAGCUCCCUUGCUGAGCCCCGGGCUACCAUCAAGCCCGCGUCCCAUGGGCGGUCUGUCAUCAUCUGAUAGCCCUGCGCCCAGUGUUUCUUCAUUUCCUGCCGCGCCCCUGUCGCCACGGCCACCUCGCCAGCCGAUUCCUCUCCCACCGGGCCACUCUCUCCAAACACCGUCCGGCCCAGAGCCUAUGGUUCUCAAGAGCCCUCAACCUCUGAACAUUGUCAAGAAGGGAUGGGAUUCAGCCAGCGAGAAGAGCCGUGGCAGUCCGACCGAGCGUGGUCGCAUCUUCAAGGGAUUCACCACUGAGGAAUACCCCGAUCUGCUCCUGCCACCAAACGUCUUGCCGAAUAUUAAGGUGAAGGUUGCGUCCUCGCGCAUGAAACCAUCUCGGGCAAGUUUGAUGUCUUUGACACAACUGGAAGAGGAUCCGGUGUUUACCCUUGCCAUUUUCUCCCGUUCCGAACCGGGCGAGCUUUGGCGGGUUGAGAAGGACUCUGCUUCGCUCGCAAAGCUCGACCAAAGGUUGAAACAGUGUUCAGCCUUCACUGCGAAGACCCCAGAGAGGUCGCUCUUCAGUGGCCACGCGCCUGCUAAGCUCGACGCGCGGCGAAUCGCUCUCAACCACUACCUGGAAGAGCUUCUGGAGACUCCUUUGGAUACCGCUAGUGCUCUUGAGCUCUGCAAGUAUCUGUCCACUCACACGUUGCCACCAAACGCAGACGACGCCGGCUCGAUGGAGAGCAUGGCGGAAGCCAAGGUUAAGACUGGUCCUGGCGGUCGCCCAUUCAGAACCGGAUAUCUCACCAAGCGAGGCAAGAACUUUGGUGGCUGGAAAGCCCGCUUCUUUGUCCUCGAUGGACCGCAUCUCAAGUAUUACGAAACGCCCGGAGGCGCUCACUUGGGCACCAUCAAGCUUCCCAGCUCUCAGAUCGGCAAACAGUCCCAGAGCAACGAAAAUCAGUCACCGCAACCGUCUGCCAACUCAGAUGACAUGGACAACCAGUACCGCCAUGCCUUCCUGAUUCUUGAGCCAAAGAAGAAAGAUUCUACCAGCCAUGUGAAGCACGUUCUCUGUGCCGAGAAUGACAGGGAAAGAGACCAGUGGGUCGACGCUUUACUUAGGUGGAUUGAUUAUAAGGAUCCGGAAGAAGAUGAGGCCCAUGCCGCGAAGCAGCAGACUCAAGAUCGCCAGCAUGCUAGCGCAGCUGAGCGUGCCGAAAAGAAGAAGCAGCGAUACAAGAAGACCGCUUCCCAGCACCACCAUCAGCCCACUGAGUCCGACAGCCUCAUAGGCGUGAGAUACGAUGCGACAUCUCAAGGCGACCUUCCCCACCAUGGCGGACCUGCGCGCCCCAAAAAUCCUGGACACAUGCCAGAGAACAGCCACCCUGUUGAACCCAUGGGAAUGUCUUCGCAGCCAUCCAUGAUGAUCUCUGCCCCACGGGAUAUGCAAGUCAUUGCCGACUCUGCGCAGUGGGGAAAUAGAGCAGGACUUGGCGUUCCCGUCAACGAGGAGAAGAAGCUGAAAAAGCGAAGCUUUUUCGGGUUUGGCCCCAAGACGAGAUCAUCAUCUGACGGCCAGGAUUCUCUGUUUGGUGGAAGCGAAGGCGGCUCCUCAACACCUCCCCAGGGCGGAUACCAGGGACCCAUUCGCCAAGCCUUUGGGGCUCCUUUGGCCGAAGCCGUUCGCUACAACCACCCUGUUGACGUGAACGUGCCUCUCCCCGCCGUCGUGUAUCGAUGCAUUCAAUACUUGGACGCCAAGAACGCAAUUCUGGAGGAAGGCAUUUUCCGCCUGAGCGGCUCAAACGUCGUUAUCAAGCAGCUUCGUGAGCGCUUCAACACAGAGGGCGAUGUCAACCUGGUUACCGACGAGACUUACUACGACAUUCAUGCUGUGGCGUCACUUUUGAAGUUGUAUCUCCGUGAACUUCCGACAACAAUACUCACCCGGGACCUCCACCUCGAGUUCCUCUCGGUGACGGAGAUGACCGACCAAAGAGACAAAAUCGCCGCUGUGUCUGAAUUGGUUCAAAGGCUACCCCAAGCAAACGCCACUCUACUCAAGUAUCUGAUUGCGUUUUUGAUCAAGAUUAUCAACAACGCAGACAUGAACAAGAUGACGGUCCGCAACGUCGGCAUCGUAUUUUCUCCAACUCUGAACAUCCCGGCACCGGUAUUUGCCCUGCUGUUGCAAAACUACUUUGGCAUCUUCGGCUUGGAGCCCGAGCAGUAUGAGCUGCCGUCUUCAUUCGCCGAAGGAGAGACGGGUCGAGAAAGAUCAGGCUCCCUGCCCUCGAUGAACAAUGGGCUUCCGAACCGGCCUUCUUACGACCCUUCCCAACAUGCGCGUCCUUCCACAUCAGCGGGGUCCAGUCAAUCACCGCAUCGCCAGAGACUAAUGGAUGCCAUGACUGGCCAGCAACGCACCGGGAACACUCCCCCUCCUCUGCUCCAGGACCUGCAGAGCGCUCGGCAAUCUCCCACACCGCCACCAAAUUAUCCUGUCGGCCGUGGCACAACAUAUGAGCCUCAGUACAUGCCAUCAGGAUACCAGAACAACAAUUACCAGCAAAUGGCUCGCGGCUACGACAAUGGUUCCUCAGGAUACGACCAACAUAAGAGACGCGAAAGCGCCAUCUUCAUGGGUAACGUGGUCGGCCUCAACCCACAAAGUUCCAAGAGUCGAUUGCGAGAAGAGACCCAGUUCUGAGAUGCCUUACAUCGUCUCUCGUGAGUCUGGUUGCUCUAGGCCUCACUUUCACUCCCUCAUUACGCAAACAUACCCACUCGUUCACACGCAGCGUUGAUACCAUGCCUUGCAUAUUUUUCUUCACGUUUUAUUUCUUAAUGCCAGCCCAAGAGGCAUGGACGACAUGAUGGCGCCAAUAUACCCGAACAUAUCACAUCAAUCCGGACCGGCGCCGAGCGCUCCACUUCUAUCUAAUACCGAUCAUCACCUACAAAUCUCAAGCCUCUUUGAAUUGUCCAUUGUUUCAUAUUCGCGAGCCGAAGUAGGAGUGAGCUGGACAUGGAGCGCCUGAUGGCAAAGUGGAACAUCCAACAAGUCCGAGGGAUAACAUUUGUAUCAUGUGGACACAGGAAACACUGCUGUUCAGGGUGCCGCUGUCACCCAUGUGGUGUUUGGUGGCUUAUGCUUGCUUUGUUUCACAGAUCUCAGCAUGGCGUUGACGGUGAUGAGCUGCGAGUGGCACCUCGUCUCAUGGUUUCCGGGAUCGCAUGCAGCGAAGGUAUGGCUUUGGCAU
Molecule: messenger RNA, 6250 nt
Organism: Colletotrichum scovillei
Lineage: Eukaryota; Fungi; Ascomycota; Sordariomycetes; Glomerellales; Glomerellaceae
Product: RhoGAP domain-containing protein
Exons: 3
Coding region: 982-5697 (1571 amino acids)
Biological process (GO): signal transduction; regulation of GTPase activity
Cellular component (GO): cytoplasm
Molecular function (GO): phosphatidylinositol binding
Source: RefSeq, a predicted model, not a curated record